UGAGGAGGAGGAGUGGACGUCGGGUUUGGUUUUCAACGCCGUGGUCGUCGAGUCACACGUCUGCACGGAGUUGUGAUGCAACAGAAACGGAACAUGAAGUGACUUUCGGCGUUUAUUUUUGGGUCGCCGACCAUGCGCUGAAUCCACGCGUCGACGAUGAACGAGACAGUCGUGUACUUCUCGGAGCAGGUGGUCGUCCUGGUCUCCUGUGGUCUCUCCUUCCUGGGCUCCUCUCUGAUCAUCCUCACCUACAUUCUGUGGUCGGAUUUGAGGACCACCCCGAGGAAACUGCUGGUGUUCCUGUCCGUGUCAGACUGGCUCUCUGCCGUCUCGUACGCGUACGGCGUGUGGAGCGUUUUCCACAGGGACUCGACGGAGUGCGUCGUCCAGGGAGCGAUUUCCACCUUCGCCAACACGAGCUCUUUCUUCUGGACCGUAGCCAUCGCUGUCUACCUCUACAUCUUCAUAGUCCGCUCCAGCCAGAGGGUCGCGGACAGCCUGCAGCUGUCCUUCCACCUGGUCAGCUGGGGUGUUCCUCUGGUCAUCACUGUAGCGGCGGUGUGUCUCGGCAAGAUUGGCUAUGAUGCGUCGGAGGUGUCGGUGGGCUGGUGCUGGGUCAAGAUUAACAUCCACGACCGGGUUGUGUGGAUGCUGCUGACUGGGAAGAUCUGGGAGUUCAUGGCGUAUCUGACCCUCCCGGUGCUCUACAUCCUGGUCAGGAGACACAUCCACAUCGCCCAUGCUGCCCUGUCCGAGUAUCGCCCGAUCUUGGCCACCAGACUGCAGUCGCACCCCUUCACUUCCAUGGCUGACGUGAAACUGACACUCAUUCCAAUCAUCUUCAUCACUCUGCGCAUCUGGAGUACCGUGCGAUUUAUUCUGCUGCUGGCCGACUCGCCAGCAAGAUGGAACCCAGUGCUGGUCACUCUACAUGGGAUCGGGAACACUCUGCAGGGAGCCGCCAACUGUGUCAUGUUUGUAUUCUUCACACAACCGAUCCGGAGGCGGCUCUGCUCGACAUUCUGCUGCUGCUCCAAGUGCAGAACUGAGGAAUACUUACAGAGCGCCCCUCAGGGAGCGCUGCCAGAACAGGAGCCAUCCAUUACACCAGAAGAGGAUGGAGCGAGAUGAUGUGCGGAGAAUACUUUGGAGUUCAACAGCUAACUUGGCUCAGAACUUCUUCAUGUUCUUGUCUGUAGAUUGACUUUGUUAUAGAUACUAUUGUACGACUUCAGUUGGAGGCAUGGAUUUCUCAAUUUUGUAUGUUCCUAAUAGCCUGUAUGACUGAAUUGCUAGUGGAGAAAUGAAUAAAUAAUUUCA
Molecule: messenger RNA, 1320 nt
Organism: Synchiropus splendidus (mandarinfish)
Lineage: Eukaryota; Metazoa; Chordata; Actinopteri; Syngnathiformes; Callionymidae
Gene: gpr157
Product: G protein-coupled receptor 157
Exons: 4
Coding region: 157-1131 (324 amino acids)
Biological process (GO): adenylate cyclase-activating G protein-coupled receptor signaling pathway; cell surface receptor signaling pathway
Cellular component (GO): plasma membrane
Molecular function (GO): cAMP binding; G protein-coupled receptor activity
Source: RefSeq, a predicted model, not a curated record